AUGAUGAUGGAAGAUUUGGAGGGAAACUCCAACGAAUUAUUCGAUCGGUUUUUAUCACGUUCCGGGCCUCCCACAGCAGCACAUCACCUGACCUUAGCCAGUGUCCAUGCAUUACAGCCGAACGACGAAAUUGAACUUAACCUAAUGGAAACGUACCCUAACGGGCAAGAAGCAUCGUUUAUCGCAACUCAGUCCCGAAAAAUCUCUCAAAACUCGAGCAACGGUUCUGUCCAGUAUCCUUCCUUGAUGAAAGAAAACCGCCCUGGAUCGAGAUCGCCGUCGGAGCAAAAUGGCGACCAAGAAUGGGACGAGUUCCAUCCAUUUAUCGAAGCCCUGCUGCCCCACGUGAAGUCCUUCGCCUAUGUUUGGUUCAAUCUCCAAGCUCGCAAGCGCAAGUACCUCAAAAAGCACGAGAAAAGAAUGCCACCAGAAGAAGAGCGCGCGCAGAAAGAAGAACUUCUCAACGAAAAAGCCGAGGUCAAACAAAAAUGGGCUUCGCGUCUUUUGGCGAAGCUGCGAAAAGACAUCAGACCGGAGUACAGAGAAGACUUUGUUCUGACGAUUACGGGGAGAAAGCCUGUUUGCUGUAUUCUUUCAAAUCCAGAUCAAAAAGGCAAAAUCAGAAGAAUCGACUGUUUGAGACAAGCCGAUAAGGUUUGGCGACUUGAUCUGGUGAUGGUGAUUCUCUUCCGAGGCAUUCCACUUGAGUCAACAGACGGUGAGCGCCUUUCCAAAUGCGAAACCUGCGGACAACACAGUGGCUUAUGUGUCCAACCGUAUCAUGUCUCAAUCAAAGUCCGAGAGCUAGAUCUUUUCCUCGCCAACGUCGUGGGCCAGCGAGAUCGACUCUUUUCCAAAGACGGGGAGGAAGCGGAAGAGGAUCCAAAGGACUUAUCUUUUGGAAAUCGCAAACUGGACUUCGGUGUCAUGGGUGCCGCAGAUGCGUUUAAAACGCGCGGAGUUUUCGGCGUUAAUGAAAUCUACAGACUAACCAAAGUUCCAAUGGUAUCACCCGAUAUGCCUCUCAUGCUCAACUCUGUCGACGCAGCGCCCUACUCUUAUGCCAACAAUUACGCCGCUGACCGAGUUGGACUCAAUCCCGUUGUUGGCUUGCAAAAUCAAGGCUCGAAACGGAUGAAGCUUAGUUCGACGAGUCCCGACGAACUCAACGGUACGGAGGACUCUGCACAGACUGAUAACAACUCACAUUUUAACAAUUCGCGGCCAGGUAGUUCAGAUCAAUCUCCUCUCCAGUCGCCGCGAAUAACAGCAAAGACAGAAGCUCCAGACAGUACAACGAUCGGAAAUGCAGCGAGACCGCCGGUUUCCGUCGCUACUUCGAUGCGAUUCGCAGCAUCCCAUCCAUGGCCGACAGUUCUCAAUCAUCAAACGUUUCAAAUGCAACAGAAUCUCUUUCAAGCUGUGGGCAACAAGGACCUCAAGGAAUUGGCGCUCUUUACCGCUCCACAACCGGACGGACAGCUGCUGAGCUACACUCCUGUAACUACUGCGGGUAAUCGAGGCUGGCCAAUUCAAGCCGUUGUGCCUCUCCACAGCGGUAGUGUACCCGGCUUGAACCCGAACGAGCAGCUCGUCACCGAAGAGCGUCUCUUCCCUACAGUCGCAGACGGCAUUCGCACUGGUGCUAAAGAGUAA
This is a messenger RNA of Oikopleura dioica, 1656 nucleotides long. The record is from the annotation of a GenBank genome assembly. Lineage: Eukaryota; Metazoa; Chordata; Appendicularia; Copelata; Oikopleuridae.